AUGAUACGAAUAGAUGCACACACAUCCGACGUAAUAUACAAGCAUGGUAUCCUGCUUAAAUUUUUCACUCUGAAUUUGGUGUUGGUGGACUUGUAUGUUCUGGUUGGACUCGUAUCAGCAGGGUCCUUCAUCUUCCUUCUUUUCAAACAUUCAAAUAGCAAAGUCACAUUUUGCGGGUCGCUGUUUCCGUCAUGCAGCUCCGCGUUUGUGGAACGUUUGACAGAAGGCAGUCCUGAAUUGUGUGAAGCAAUGCGUGUGAACAUCACCGACUUGUUGAUUGGCUCCUCUCCAGCAAGGUACGUCAGUUCCGUCGGCAACGCUACAAAAUCAUUUUGCAAUGCUUCCCACUGGGUCCCAGUCAUUUACGAUGAUCUUCCUCCGAAACAAAAUAAAACAGGAUCGGUGUGCGAGAACAUGAUAUCAGGACUUCAAGUCUCGAUCAUCUAUGCUAAUGUUGGAACCACCUGGCACCAUUUCAACUACAUUGUCGGAAUGAGUGUCAAAUAUGUUCUGGCAAAUAUCUCUGCUAAUAAUGUCAAGUGUCUCGGAUCUUACUGCAGACGACAGGAUCACACCACCUUUCCUCUAACGUCCACUGUGAAUUUUUUCAAGUUGUAA
This is a messenger RNA of Helobdella robusta, 618 nucleotides long. RefSeq lists its product as hypothetical. The transcript has 5 exons. Gene Ontology annotation, biological process: cilium assembly. Gene Ontology annotation, cellular component: ciliary transition zone. NCBI's taxonomy places the organism in Eukaryota, Metazoa, Annelida, Clitellata, Rhynchobdellida, Glossiphoniidae. Bases 1 to 618 code for a protein of 205 amino acids. The record is from RefSeq and is a predicted model, not a curated record.